GAACAGGUUUAUUAACAGUGGGCUAAAAGGACAACGAGGAGCUUUGCGUGUCCUAUGCUUGUUGACAAAGUUUAUUUCUUAGUGCAAGCACCCAUAUUUAAAAUCGCUAUAAGUGCUAAUGUCAUUUACAUUUCUCCAAUUAAACACUUCCUUUGGUUGUUUGUUUGUUUUAUACUUUCUUUUAUAUAAAUAAACGACAUAUCAUUUACAAAGGCGUCCAUGAAUCGGUUCAAGAACAUUUUUAAAUCAUGUUAUCCAACUACCAUUGGAAUGAUCCACGUUCGGCCAUUACCAGGUACACCAAACUAUAUAUCAGGUAGUCUCAACCACACAAUCAAACUUGCUCAACAAGAAGCUGAAUUAUAUCUAAACGCAGGAGUGGACGCCCUUAUGGUUGAAAAUAUGCAUGAUGUUCCCUACUUAAACCGUAAUGUGGGUCCUGAAAUUACAUCCUCGAUGACAGCUGUAGCCAGUGCUGUAAAAUACGUAGGUGCGGAUGUACCGUGUGGGAUACAAAUAUUAGCCGGUUGCAAUAAGGAAGCAUUAGCCAUAGCAGCGGUCAGUGGUCUUGAUUUUAUACGCGCUGAAGGUUUUUUGUUUGGUCAUGUUGCAGAUGAAGGUUUAAUGAAUGCUGAUGCUGGUGAACUUUUACGCUACAGAAAAACAAUCGAUGCCGAAAAUGUGUUGGUACUGACAGAUCUGAAGAAAAAACACAGCUCUCAUGCCAUCACAAGUGACGUCAGUUUAACGGAGAUGUGUACAGCUGCCGACUUUUUUAUGAGUGAUGGUGUUGUAUUAACAGGCGCUUCCACAGGAAAACCAGCAAGCUCUAAAGAACUUAACAAUGUCCUUUCAAGUUGUAAUCUACCCGUCCUAAUUGGUUCUGGUGUAACGCUAAAUAAUUUUGUGGAAUUUAAAAACGCACAUGGUAUUAUUAUUGGGUCGCAUUUUAAAAAGGACGGUGAUUGGAGAAAUGAGGUUUGUAAGGAGCGAGUUAAAAGUUUCAUGUCGGGGACUCGAAAAUAUCGCCGUCCCGCUGCACCGUUAAUAUAAUAGAGUUAAUUUUUACGCGGAUAGACAAUUUCGUAUUGCACUGAUUAACUUCCGAUUUGCAGCGAGUCAUGACAAUUUACACAGCUUUAAGAAUUGGAGUUGCAAUGUUUUAUGUAGAACCAGCUCUUAGAAUUCACAGCCAUUUUUGAAAGACUUUUUUUAGUCACCCAGCUUCCUUGCAAUUUCUAUUAUGAUUUUGUUUUGUUCAACAAUAUCAGUUAUAUUUACUCCAUCUUUAAUCUUUCUGGAUUUUUUCUCAGUCACAUUAUUUCAAAACCUUUGUCAAUUUUUCAAUUAAUUUAAGCCCUAAAAAAUGACCUGUGUGUCCCCGUACAUAACUUCGGUAUAAUAGAAAUGUGAUAAUUUAAAAUUUUAUGCGUUUUAAUAUGUGGGUGUCAACAUAAAAUGAGUAAAACAAUUCCGUUUUCGAAA
Molecule: messenger RNA, 1485 nt
Organism: Hydractinia symbiolongicarpus
Lineage: Eukaryota; Metazoa; Cnidaria; Hydrozoa; Anthoathecata; Hydractiniidae
Exons: 5
Coding region: 220-1053 (277 amino acids)
Source: RefSeq, a predicted model, not a curated record